Aureococcus anophagefferens is the source of this 882-nucleotide messenger RNA. RefSeq lists its product as hypothetical. The record is from RefSeq and is a predicted model, not a curated record. The transcript has a single exon. Gene Ontology annotation, molecular function: calcium ion binding; calcium-dependent phospholipid binding. The annotation marks the transcript as partial. NCBI's taxonomy places the organism in Eukaryota, Pelagophyceae, Pelagomonadales, Pelagomonadaceae. Gene Ontology annotation, cellular component: cytoplasm.
AUGGCGACCAUCGACGCCCAGGAGGUCUACAACAGCUGCCACGGCUGGGGCACGUCCGACGGGAAGCUCAUCGCGCUUCUCGCGUCGCGGUCGAAGCCGCACCUCCAGGACGUCGCGGCCGCGUACUACGACCAGCGCGACAAGCCCAUGCUCAACCGGCUCCGGUCCGAGACGUCGGGCUGGUACAAGCUCUUCCUCACCUACCUCAUCUCGUCGCCCGAGGACGGCGACGUGCGCCAGCUCGACGCGGCCAUGGACGGCCUCGGCGCGGACGGCGUCGCGCUCAUCGAGUUCCUCGUCGGCAACAGCCAGGCGCGCGUCCGCGCGGCCAAGGCCAAGUGGGAGGGCCGCCACGACAAGUCGCUCGUGGACCGCAUCCGCUCCGAGCUGCACGGCGCGAACGAGACGCUCGCGCUCGAGCUUUUGAAGGGCGAGCGCGACGAGUGCGGCAAGGCCGACGAGAAGCUCGCCGCGAACCAGGCGGACCAGCUCGCCGCGGGCGCCAAGGGCUGGGGCACGGACACGAACGCCUUCAUCCAGGUCCUCGCGAAGAACUCGCCGAAGCAGAACCGCGCGGUCCGGUCCGCGUACGAGAAGAAGCACAACAAGUCGCUCGAGUCGCUCAUCGAGCGCGAGAUGAGCGGCAACCUCAAGAAGUGCAUGCUCGCGCUGCUGCUGCCGCCGGCGGACUACUACGCGAAGCGGCUCAAGGAGGCCUUCAAGGGCCUGGGCACGUCGGACCGCGUCGUCUGCCGCGUGCUCGGCGGCCACGACAAGGCCGACGUGCUCGCCAUCGCGAAGCGCUACCACGAGAAGUACGGCAAGCACCUCAAGGACUCGCUCAAGAGCGAGUGCAGCGGCAACUACAAGCGCGUCGCCAUG